AUCGCCGCAUCCCGGCGCGAUCCCAGGAUCCCCAAAGAUCCAAUUUUUCCCCACCGCCGCCGCACCGAGGAGCCCAGGAAUCCCUAGGCAAUCCCAAGAAUCCGGGAGGAUAUUCAGGAGGAAUCUUCCACUCCGGCGUCGCUCCCUCCGGCCAUGGACACGGACCCGCUGCUCCCGACCACCGCCGCGCCGCACCUCCUGCAGCCGCUGCCGGAGAACUCCUCCUUCUCCGACUUCGGCGCGCCGCCCAAUUCGCCCUGCCCUUCCCCGGCCUCCUCCUACAAGGACCGCCUCAUCUUCGGCCCCCUCCUCGACCACCAACCUCCCCCGCCGCCCCCUCCUCCCCCGCCCCCGCCGCAGCCGCACCACUACCGCCGCAUCUCCGUCGGCCACCACGACCCGUUCCGCGACUACGACGACCACCCGGCCUGCUCCUCCUCCACCCCGCCCUCCGACGAGGAGGAGGCGCAGCCGCAGCAGCCGCUCACGCCGUCCCUCCUCAACUUCCUCGGCGCGCGCACCAACCUGCACCGCUCCCGCACCGCGCCCGCCAUGGCGCCGCUCAGCGCGGCCGUGCUCGCCGCCUCCGCCGAGGCCGACCACCACCACCCGCCGCCGCCGCCGCCGCGGCGGCCCGCCAUCGUGCUCCACGCCUUCCUCUUCCUCCUCGCCUACCUCGCGCUGGGCGUCACCUUCUACGCCGCCUUCCCGGCCAACUUCACCUCCUCCAACGGGCCCACGCACCCCGUCGUCGACGCGCUCUACUUCUGCAUCGUCACGCUCUGCACCAUCGGCUACGGGGACAUCACCCCGGCCAGCCCCGCCGCAAAGCUCUUCUCCAUCUCCUUCGUGCUCGUCGGCUUCGGCUUCGUCGACAUCCUCCUCUCCGGCAUGGUCUCCUACGUGCUCGACCUCCAGGAGCACCUCCUCAUCACCGCCAUCAAGAACCCCCGCUCCGCGCGCAAGAACAAGCACAACUACAUCUUCGACGUCAAGAAGGGACGGAUGCGCGUGCGCAUGAAGGUCGCCCUCGCGCUCGGCGUCGUCGCCAUCUGCGUCGGCGUCGGGGCCACCGUGCUCAGGAAGGUCGAGCAUAUGGGCUGGCUCGAUGCCGUCUACCUUGCGGUCAUGUCGGUCACCACGGUCGGGUACGGGGAUCAUGCGUUCCGGACAUUGCACGGGCGCCUCUUCGCGUCUGCCUGGCUUCUCGUGUCCACGCUCGCUGUGGCGCGCGCAUUCCUCUACUUGGCCGAGAUGAGGAUUGACAAGAGGCACCGUGCAAUGGCCAAUUGGGUGCUGUCCAGGGACAUGACCGUGUCCGAGUUUCUCGCUGCCGACAUCGACAACCAUGGCUAUGUCACGAAAUCGGAAUUUGUUGUUUACAAGCUGAAG
Messenger RNA from Lolium rigidum, 1392 nucleotides. RefSeq names its product two pore potassium channel c-like. Gene Ontology annotation, biological process: potassium ion transmembrane transport; stabilization of membrane potential. Gene Ontology annotation, cellular component: plant-type vacuole membrane. The record is from RefSeq and is a predicted model, not a curated record. The annotation marks the transcript as partial. NCBI's taxonomy places the organism in Eukaryota, Viridiplantae, Streptophyta, Magnoliopsida, Poales, Poaceae. The transcript has 2 exons. Gene Ontology annotation, molecular function: potassium ion leak channel activity.